AUGGCUGCGACAAGAAAGUUGCAAGGUGAAAUAGAUAGGUGCCUUAAAAAAGUAACGGAAGGUGUGGAAACUUUUGAAGAUAUCUGGCAAAAAGUUCACAAUGCCACAAACAGCAAUCAAAAAGAGAAGUAUGAGGCUGAUCUCAAAAAGGAAAUCAAGAAACUUCAAAGGUUACGCGAUCAAAUUAAGAGUUGGAUCGCAUCGGGUGAAAUAAAAGACAAGAGUACACUGCUCGAUUAUCGAAAGUUAAUCGAAACUCAAAUGGAAAGAUUUAAAGUAGUGGAAAGAGAGACAAAAACAAAGGCUUAUUCUAAAGAAGGUUUAGGAGCAGCUCAGAAAUUAGAUCCAGCUCAGAAGGAGAAAGAUGAGGUGACCAAUUGGCUGGCCAAUUCUAUAGACGCUCUUAAUCUGCAGAUGGAUACAUUUGAAUCGGAAAUAGAAUCGUUACAGGCAGGAAAGAAGAAAAGAAUAGACAAAGAUAAGCAAGAUAGGGUGGAUGAACUGAAGACGAAACUCGACAAACACCGUUAUCACAUCCGUAAAUUGGAGACAUUAUUACGUAUGCUUGACAAUAUGUCUGUCGAAGUUAACACAAUUAAAAGGAUAAAAGACGAUGUCGAGUAUUACAUUGAAUCUUCGCAAGAUCCCGAUUUCGAAGAGAACGAGUACAUCUACGACGAUAUUAUCGGCCUCGAUGAAGUCGAGUUGUCCGGUGUUGGUAUCCCAUCGUCAGCAACGACGGACAGCAACAACAGCAACGAAACCGGUGGUACACCGACGUCAACUAACUCUUGUACCUCGCCUAUACCAUCGCCAUCGUUGAGCUCUACUAUGCAUAAUCAUUCGAGUGAUAGUUCUACGGAUAACGACAAGAAAACGAAGCCGGUGAAACCAACAGCAGUCAGGCCGCUAUUGAAUACGCAAGCGAGCAUUCCAACCACGGGAAGCACUGCCACCAUAAAGUCGAACAUGUUGUCGAGCAGCACUCCAAGCAAAACCAUUCCCAUGACGCCUAGCCACAGCUCGCCUAGUUCCACAAGCAAUCACAUUGCCACGACUAACGCAGGCAAUUUUGCCACCGUAGCUGCCUCGCAUAGCAAUUCGCAAGCCAUCCAUUCUACCUCUAAUAAAACAUCCACCCAUAACAGCGAAAAUAACAUUUUAUCGUCAUCAUCCACGUCCAUCGUUACGUCGAACAUGCCGCAAACGGUCACGCAGCAGCACAACAGCAAUCCGGUCUCGACGCAGACAACGCACGUGCUACACAGUCAACAAAGCCAGAAUCACAAUAGCGAAACGGAAAUGACCACACCGAUACCGCCGUCGUCGUCCCCGCAGUCGUCGGUCAGCAGUAGAUCCUCGCCGAUGCCCGCAAACUCCUGCUCGCCAGCACCGUCCACUGCCAAUGGUCUCAUCUCUAAGCUUCCCGAUGGAAACAUGUCCUCUCUAAAAUCCAUUGCCCAACAAGUAAUUGUCCGAGCAGGUCUGGAGAUACCACCCUCCGAGCCGAACAGAACCAUCUUUGACAGUGCCAAGACUAGUAACAACAACAACACCAACGCUACGUCGGAAGCACACAUUCCUCCGUUACUUGGAGUCGCGCCUCUCGGACCUGUGCCGCUGCAGAAGGAGCAUCAGAUGCAGUUCCAAAUGAUGGAAGCCGCCUACUAUCAUAUGCCACAUCCGUCUGACUCGGAAAGACUACGUUCGUAUUUGCCGAGGAACACGUGCACGACGCCACCUUAUUAUCAGCAAGUUCAGCUUCCUCACUCAGAUACUGUGGAGUUCUUCCAACGUCUUUCUACGGAAACUUUAUUCUUCAUAUUUUAUUAUAUGGAAGGAUCUAAGGGACAGUAUUUGGCAGCGAAAGCUCUGAAAAAACAGAGCUGGAGGUUUCAUACCAAGUACAUGAUGUGGUUCCAGAGACACGAGGAACCAAAAGUUAUUAACGAGGAAUACGAACAGGGAACGUACAUCUAUUUUGACUACGAAAAGUGGGGUCAGAGGAAAAAGGAAGGAUUUACUUUCGAGUAUAAGUACUUAGAGGACAGAGACCUGAACUAAGACAGUUCUGUCGCGCUUGUUAAGUCUUCGAAAUGCGCCGUUUCUGUACCGGUAUUGUGUUUAUCUGACAUCUCACAGAUGAUCUUUUUCGGUCAAGUCGGUAAACAAUUAUAAAAAAAUAAAAACAAAAAGCUCUAGUUUAAAAAAAAAAAAACCAAAAAAACAAAAAAAGAACAAAUUUGUGAAUAGAAGAUAAAAAUGAAGGCAUUUCAUUACAUUUUCGAUGUUGCGACAUUUAAAAAUUCUUUUUAAGGCUCCUUGUCUUCCGCUGCGGUCAUAUUGAAUUGUAAUAUCAGAAACGAGAAAUCGUGUGAAUAUUAUAUAACUUUUUGCGUUACAAAUCAAUUCGAAAUUUUUUAUUUUCUCACAUCCCAUCGAUAAUAUAUCAAAAUGUGAACAGCACUAGCCACUGCACAAGAACGUGAGUCUUGUGCGAUGGUUCCUGAACUAAAACUAUGAAGUUUUACGUUCGCUUGUAUUACCGAACGCGUAGGACGGUAUGAGAGAGAAAAAGAGAGCGAGAAAGAGAGAGAGAGAGAGAGAGAGAAAAAGAAAAAGAGAGAAAAAGGACGUGUAAGUUCUGUAUGUGCAAUGUAAGAAAAUUACAUUCGUGCAAUUUCUUGUUUCUGACAUUGUAAUGCAAUAGCGUAGGACCAAGAGUCUUAAUGCUUUUUUUUUUCGUAGAAAAACAAAAAACCCACGAGGUAGAUUUUACGAAAAAAAGAAAAAAAACAAACAGCAAGACAAACGAGAGGAAACUUUUUUGAGAAAAAUAAAAUCAUAAAAAUAUUGUAAAUGGGGAUACAACAACAAAAACAACAACAACAACAACACAACAAAAGGAAAAAGCAGAGAUCGGAAUGAAACUUAGAGAGAAAAAGCAUCAUAGUAAUACAGAACGAUACAGUGUGAUAAUAGGUGAGAAAGAGAGGGAGAGGGUGAUGUACUUGCUGGCGACUGAAUUUGUAAUACCAGUACAAACAAGCGUGCGGCCCGUCUGCCGUUUGGCGGUAAGGUGGAGGGCCCUCAUGCUAUGGUAUGACUUAAUGUUAGAUUAUAAGUAGCCUUUUUGUAUAAAGUGUAUUGAGGUAUAAAACCCUUAAAUUGAAUUAAUGUGUACAGAAUGUGUAGAAAUAGUGAAUAAUAAUAUUAUGGAAUAUAUUUUAUUUCUCA
Pseudomyrmex gracilis is the source of this 3237-nucleotide messenger RNA. RefSeq names its product CCR4-NOT transcription complex subunit 3 (gene Not3). NCBI's taxonomy places the organism in Eukaryota, Metazoa, Arthropoda, Insecta, Hymenoptera, Formicidae. The coding region runs from base 1 to 2064 and encodes 687 amino acids. The transcript is spliced from 9 exons. Gene Ontology annotation, biological process: nuclear-transcribed mRNA poly(A) tail shortening; regulation of DNA-templated transcription. Gene Ontology annotation, cellular component: nucleus; CCR4-NOT core complex; P-body. The record is from RefSeq and is a predicted model, not a curated record.